This is a messenger RNA of Candida tropicalis MYA-3404, 2079 nucleotides long. RefSeq names its product transcription factor BCR1 (gene BCR1). The transcript has a single exon. Lineage: Eukaryota; Fungi; Ascomycota; Pichiomycetes; Serinales; Debaryomycetaceae. Gene Ontology annotation, molecular function: RNA polymerase II cis-regulatory region sequence-specific DNA binding; DNA-binding transcription factor activity, RNA polymerase II-specific. The coding region runs from base 1 to 2079 and encodes 692 amino acids. Gene Ontology annotation, cellular component: chromatin. Gene Ontology annotation, biological process: regulation of transcription by RNA polymerase II. The record is from RefSeq and is a predicted model, not a curated record.
AUGUCAAGUAAUACUCAGGUAUAUCAGAAAGAACUGCCUCAUUCACAGCCUGGCCAAUCACUACUCCACCAUGGUCAUGGCCAUGGUGUUAACAACAAUAGUUUACCACCUUUACCGCCAAUACCUCCUCCACAUUUACCUCCUAUAUCUAACAACAACAAUAGUCAUAACUCGAGUACAAAUAGCGGAGCAAGUAUAGCUCCUCCUCCUGUUAUACUGUCGUCUACUACAAACCAACAGCAAUACUAUCCUUUACCUGCGUUGCGUGCUCCACCUCCACUAAAUGCCAUUUCUACUGCCAUCAAUUCAUUACCGGCUCUAACACCUACUAUGACUAAUGCCACUCAUUCUACUAUGUCAUCAAAUUCAUCUGCCGAGUCAGUAGCUUCGUCCAAUUCCCCUAAUUCAAUUACAAAGCCAAAAUCUAAACGAUCUAGUAAAGGAAGAGUGUUUCAAUGUACUGGAUAUCCGGGUUGUAAUAUGUCAUUCACAAGAAGUGAGCAUUUGGCUCGACAUAAGCGGAAACAUACAGGUGAAAGACCGUUUACUUGUCCUUAUUGUUCUAAAAAUUUCAGUCGAUUGGAUAAUUUACGUCAACAUAAACAAACAGUUCAUGCUUAUGAAACUUAUUUAACUAAAGAUAAUUCCGAUAGUAAAUUGUUGAUUGAAAGAUCCAAGACUAAAAAGAAAUUGAAGCAACAAGAAAAGAAACAACAACAGCAACAAGCUCAAUUGAAAGCACAAGCACAAGCUCAAGUACAACAUCAAGCACAAAUGCAAAGAAACCAACAAUUUGGAUACAAUUUCCAACCACCAUUCCCACAGUUUCAUAAUAAUAGUAAUAGUAAUAAUGGUCAAUACUACAAUCCACCACAAGCAUCACCUGUAUCUGUUGGUAUGCCUCAUCCACAUGCACAUCCACCACAACAGCCAUCUUCAUCACAAUUACCACCUCCACCUCCACCACCUGGCCCAACUGUAUCUCAACCACUUGCACAUGCAACAAGCAGUUAUUUUGAUCAAUAUAGGCAAACACAGAAUCAUUUGACUUCAUUACCUCCUCCACCAAAGAUUUCUGCCCAUCCUUCCAAACCAUUGCCUCCAUUACCACAUCAAAUUGAUCAUGAAGCUCAAGGUGGAUUGAAAAUUCCAGAACAUUCGUUUAAUCCAAAGAGGAGACCAGAACCAUUAUCUUUGAUGCAUUCUAAUCAUUCUGGAGAUAAUAUUGAAAAUGCUCCACCAGUUGUUAAUGGUAAUACUUCAUCAGUUUUAUCUGAUGCAGUUUAUCCACCUCCACCAAAAUCUGCAACUUCUGCUGCUUCUAUGACACCCAACUUGGCCAGUCCAAUCUCUCCGUUGUUUCAACUGUCGUUUAAUCAAGGAACUCUGAAGAGUGGUAACGGUAAUAAUGCUGGGGUUAGUGGAAGUAAUCCAAGAGCUUCAACAAUAACUACUUCAUCUGUAUCUAUCAAAUCACCAAUGUCACAACACUUUUCUAUCAUCAGCUCAUCAUCCAAUUGGACCAACAAUACCACAAAUAGUUUACCAUCAGUUAAUAAUCUACCUCAUCCUAAUUGGGGUAGUGGUGGUGGUUCAAGUGGAAGCUCAACAGGAGGUUAUAAUAAAUCAUUCCAUGAAAGACAGAGUUCAGGAUUGAGUGAUUCAAUACUGGUUUUUUCAAACAAGGAUGUUAAAAGCAAUUGGCUUAGAGGAGUAUUGAACGAUGAAGAAGAAGCUAAGGGUGAUGGCGAUAAUGAUUCAAUGAUGGUUGAUAAAGAAGAUGAUCAGGAAGAUGAAGAAGAGAAUAAAAAUCAAGAGGAUUGUUCGAUAGCCAACAAUACAACAAGUAAUAACAACUAUUCUACAUCUACAGAAGUUAUUGAUGAAAGUAUGAGAACAUCUACACCUUCGAUUAGAUCAGAUAAUUCUAAUGAUACAAUUCAUAGUACAACAGUUGUAUUGAAGAAAGAUCAUCAAGCACCUUCAAUUGUUUCUACAUCCCAUGUGUCAAAGAAACCUACCAUCAAUAAUUUGAUUUCCCAGUCACCAAAUGAACCUGUUUCGAUCAAAGAAGAAUGA